AUGGAAAAAUGUUUUUCCUUGCACAUCAGUGUUAGAGGAAAAAGUUUUUUCAGAUUUCUUCGAGAUCAAGAUUUUAAAAAUAUUACUAAAAAUAUAAUUGAGAAAACGAGUUUAUUAAAUAAUGAGAAUAAUAAAGAAGAAUUUAGGAAAAAAUGCCUAGAUUUGGCUAAUUAUGUAAUUCAUAAUAAGAUAGCACCCUCAUAUCAUAAUCAAGUAAUUUGGGAAAGAGCAAUAAAGGGUUGGGUAGAAUCUCACUAUGAAAAGCUGAAUAAAUAUGGAGGAUGCCCUUUGAUUUUAGAGGAAAAAGAUAAAAACUUUUUAAAAAUGAAAUAUGAAGAAGUAGAUUUCUGUGAAAAGAAAAAUGAAUACCUAAAAGAAAUAAAACGUUUAAGUAAAAAAUCAAAGGAUUCUUAUCGUUAUUCAAACAAAUAAAGUUCAGAAUUUACAUGCGACUUAAUGAAUGAUCAAACAUUCGAACAACCUACUUACUGUCCCCCAGUAGAUAAAUUACAACCUCGUGAAGGUGAAUCUGAAAAUGUACAAAUAGUUUCACAAACAAAAGAUAAAGAAAAAAAGGGGGAAUCACCUGUAUUACAUGAUUCACCCGAACAAGCUGAACCUACAGAGGGAGCUGCCACUAAUCAAAUGAAUCAUGAUACAAAACAUAAUCAACAUGAAGAGAAAAAUAAAGAAGAACUGGAACCUCCAUCUGCACCUGAAGCACAAACGCAAGCUCAUUUAUCAUCACUUGAAUCUCCUUCUAAUGAAGUUGAAGCUAAUUCUGAAAAUUCUUUACAGUCUCCGACACAAGCAGUUUUCUCAAAUUCCCAACCAUUCACAGAAGUAUCAGGUGAAUUUGUAUCUCUUGCUUCAGUUCCACUAGAUACAAAUCCAGAAAAUCCUUCCAAAAGUACUCUAUCUUCUACAAUAUCAAAAUCCCCUCCAAGUUCUUUAGCUUCAACUAUACCUUCUGUAACUUCAGGUAACUGUAAUGCAUCUUAUAAAUUACUAAAAAAAAUAAAAAUACGUGAACAUAAGAUGAUAAAAAAUUUACGUGAGUCGAAGCAAAAAAAGGAAAGGUCUAAAACUAUUAUAGAAAAAAUAUGCUUAGAAGUGUUCACAAAAGAGUUAUAUGGACUUUAUCCUAAUUUAACAAAUGAUGAACUAAUAAUGGAAAAUAUUAAAAGUAGCAAUGAUAUUGAAAAACAAAAAAAUUUAUGGAAUAAAUGGAUAGAAAGACAUAGAAAUAUUUCUGAAAAAUUGAAUAAAGUGGACUGGUAUAAUAAUUUGAAAAAUGAAUGGAAAAAAGAAAAAUUUUACAUAAAAGAAAUGGAAGAAUUAAAAAAUAUAUCAUCGAAUAAAAAUCAAUAUAAUCUAUUUUUGGAAAAAGAGAAAAAAUUUAUAUAUAAAAACAAAAUUACUAUCAAAACUUUGUAUAUUAGUACUUAUGACAAUAUUAGAAGAAUGCAAAAAGAAGAGUAUAUAGAAGAUAGAGAAUUACAUUUAGAUAGUUCCAUAAAUGAAAGGAAAACUAAAAAAAAUUCAGUAAAAAAAAAAGAAAUUACAGAUAUAUUUAUUCAAAAGCAUAUUAAUGUUUAUGAAAAUGGUAAAAAUAAGGAUAUUCAUAAUAAUAUAGGGGAAAACUUCUUGCGGGAAGAGAUCCAUGAUUGGAUAGGAAAAGAUGAAACAUAUAUAAAUACUAUAGAGUGUAUGAAUAACGAUGAUAAAUAUGAUCAUAUAGCAGAAUAG
This is a messenger RNA of Plasmodium malariae, 1749 nucleotides long. NCBI's taxonomy places the organism in Eukaryota, Apicomplexa, Aconoidasida, Haemosporida, Plasmodiidae. The record is from the annotation of a RefSeq genome assembly.